Molecule: messenger RNA, 2136 nt
Organism: Cyphellophora europaea CBS 101466
Lineage: Eukaryota; Fungi; Ascomycota; Eurotiomycetes; Chaetothyriales; Cyphellophoraceae
Exons: 3
Coding region: 1-2136 (711 amino acids)
Biological process (GO): protein localization to membrane; vacuolar transport
Cellular component (GO): Golgi apparatus; membrane
Source: RefSeq, a predicted model, not a curated record
AUGGCGAUGUCGAGAGGCUUCAGUGCCUCCUCGAUAAGCCUACUUCUCCUGCUCUUCGCGAGUCUUGCAAAUAGCUUUUAUGUACCGGGCUACUCAAUUCGAAGCUACAAGACCGACGAGAAUAUCCCCUUACUCGUGAACAAGGUCUAUUCCGAUAACAGCCAAUUGCAAUAUGCGUAUUACGAUCUGCCGUUCGUGUGUCCUCCUUCGGGCGAAAAACACUUGGGAUCUCGGUAUGCGAGCGGGCAUUCCAUCGCGCUGAACCUGGGCGAAGUGCUGCGCGGCGAUAGGAUUAUGAACUCGGAUUUCGAAGUCAAUAUGGGCCAGGACAUUGAGUGUCAAUAUCUCUGUGAUCGCGUUGCGACCCGACAAGACGUUGAAUGGGCUCGCCAGCUCAUCGAUGAUGGGUAUGUUGCGGAAUGGAUCCUUGAUAACCUCCCGGGAGCUACUUCGUUCGUCACGGUCGACCGGUCGAAGAAAUACUACUCGAGCGGUUUCAAACUCGGCUAUAAAGACUAUGAUGCCUCGACGGGGAAGCCGCGGUACUUCAUGAACAAUCACUACACUAUCGUUGUGCGCUGGAGAAAGGCUGCUGGCCGAGCAGGCGACAAUGGCGGGAAAGUCGUGGUGGCAUUUGAAGUGUAUCCCAAGAGCAUGGAUGCGGCUCAACGCAACGAGACGGGAUGCCCGCUUGACGUGCAGGCCGAUCACAAGGAAUUCUCGCUCUUCAUCCCUCCGAAGGAUAGUGGCCUGCAUCAGCAGUAUCCCGAUUCGUCGUACAUCCCCGCGAACGAGAUUGAUAUGAAUGACGGAGCAACGCUGACCAUUCCGUACACCUACUCGAUCUACUUCCGCGAGACGGAUGAGAUUGAGUGGGAGCAUCGAUGGGACCUAUAUUUCAGCGAUCAGGCUGAGACGUCAUUCACGCACUGGUUGGCGAUUGUCAACUCGUUGAUCAUAUCGGGCAUCCUUGGCGCGGUUUGUGUUGUCAUCUGGGGUCGCACCAUGCAAGGCGAUCUCAAGGGCAGAGGCGACGGCGUGCUCGAAGAGGCUCGCUUGAAGGUCAAGAAGACAGUCCAGAAAAAGGCAGGCUCUGGCUUGCUCGAGAAACUGAAUGAGGCUGGUGCUGACGGGGACCCGUCGGAUGAGGAGGUAGUGGAGGAUCUGAGUGGUUGGAAACUCCUACACGGCGAUGUUUUCCGCGCACCAGCCUACGGGGGACUUCUGGCUCCUGUGGUCGGAUCUGGCAUGCAACUUAUCUUCAUGGUGGCCGGGCUCUUGGUUCUGAGCACUUUUGGUGUACUCAACCCCAGCUGGCGUGGAGGAUUCAUCAGCGUUGGCGUUGGUCUGUUUGUUUUUGCCGGUAGUUUCUCGGGCUACUGCUCUGCCCGGGUGUACAAGACGUUUGGUGGCCAGAACUACAAGAAGAACGCCGCUCUGACGGCGCUCCUCUUCCCUGGCCUCACGUUUGCCUUCAUAUUCGUCCUCAACCUCUUCACCUGGUCGCAAGCGUCCUCUACGGCACUUCCUUUCACAACACUGCUGGCACUUGCUUGCCUUUGGCUCCUCAUCCAGGUACCGCUCGUCCACCUUGGCUCGCACUACGGCUUUCAUCGCGCCCCCGUAAUGGAGCACCCGACGCGUACGAGCAGCAUUCCUCGGCAAAUUCCGCCUCAACAGUGGUAUACGCGCAACCCGUUUGCACUCCCGUUGCUUGCGGGCUUGAUCCCCUUCGCGGUACUCUUCAUCGAACUCCUUUUCGUUUUCAAGUCGCUCUACCUGGACAAGUCGUCGUACUACUACGUUUUCGGCUUUCUCAGCAUCAUAUCGGCACUACUGACCAUCACGGUGGCGGAGACGGUAUUGAUCUCCACGUAUCUUCUUCUAAAUGCGGAGAACUACCAUUGGUGGUGGCAGUCCUUCUUCGUAGGUGGCGCUUCUGGUUUCUGGAUAUUCGUGUACUCGGCGUGGUACUAUACGACACGGCUGCACAUCGACGGGUUUGUGAGCAGUCUGUUGUUCUUCAGCUAUGCGGGAUUGGCGUGCACUGUAUAUGGAUUGGCGACGGGGACGGUAGGAUUCCUGACGGCCUACGCGUUUGUGAGGCAGAUAUACUCUGGCGUCAAGGUCGAUUAG